AUGUUGCAUGCACAAUCUUAUACAACCACUGCCACCAACCCAAUCUUACUCCCAAACUACUCUUUCAUCACUCCCAAGAAACCCAUUUCUCCGAGGCGCGUGGGUUCCACUUUCUGCUCCAAUCUUCCGCAAUCCUCUGUCACAUGUAGCCACCCGGAGCUUGUACAACCGAAACCGAAACUGAAACCGUUUCCUUCUCCACCGACUCAACGCCCUCAACCUCCUCCUUCACCAGCUGUAGAAUUGCCACCGAGGGUUUAUGUUGGUCAUGCACUUUACAAAGGGAAAGCUGCACUCACUGUGUCUCCUAGACCUCCGGAAUUCACUUCAUUGGAUUCAGGGGCGUUCAAGAUAUCCAAAGAAGGUUGCGUGCUGCUUCAGUUUGCUCCUUCGGCUGGUCCGCGCGUAUAUGAUUGGAACAAAAAACAGGUAUUUUCGCUAUCAGUGGGAGAAAUUGGAAAUCUAAUCAACCUUGGUGCAAAGGAGUCUUGUGAAUUUUUCCAUGAACCUUUUUUGGGAAAAAGUGACAAAGGUAAAGUGAGAAAAGUUUUGAAGGUGGAGCCACUUCACGACGGUUCUGGUCACAUGUUUAACCUAAGUGUUCAAAACAUGCCCGAGAACAUAAAUGAAAACAUCUUCAUCCCUGUCACAAAAGCCGAGUUUUCAGUGUUCAAUUCACUUUUCAAUUUUAUCAUGCCAUGCCUUUUAGGUUGGAAUGCUUUUGGUAGCUCUAUAAAGCCAGAAGUAUAUAUUGCAAGCCCAAAAAAAGAAGACCAUGAAUGA
This is a messenger RNA of Vicia faba (fava bean), 783 nucleotides long. The record is from the annotation of a GenBank genome assembly. Lineage: Eukaryota; Viridiplantae; Streptophyta; Magnoliopsida; Fabales; Fabaceae.